UCCUACAAUUAGGAAAAUUAAACGGUGGUGACGACGCAAAAGCCUAGAAAACAUGUCGGAGUCUUACGAUUAUCUUUUCAAGUUUCUCAUCAUCGGGCGUGCUGGUAGUGGCAAAUCCUGUCUGCUGCACCACUUUAUCGAGAACAAAUUCAAGGAAGACAGCUCACACACAAUCGGUGUGGAGUUUGGUUCGCGGAUCGUGAACGUCGGUGGCAAAUCGAUCAAGCUACAGAUUUGGGACACAGCAGGACAGGAACGUUUCCGCUCGGUAACACGGUCCUACUAUCGCGGUGCAGCCGGUGCUCUACUAGUGUACGACACUACCUCGCGGGACAGCUUUAACGUGCUCUGGAACUGGUUGAACGAUGCGCGCACACUGGCCAGCCAGAACAUCUGCAUACUCCUGGUGGGAAACAAAAAAGAUCUGGAAGAGGAACGCGAGGUAACGUUCCUGGAGGCAAGCAACUUUGCCCAGGAAAAUGAGCUUAUCUUUCUAGAGACGAGCGCCAAGACGGGAGAAAAUGUGGAGGAAGCAUUUUUGAAAUGUUCCAAAACUAUCCUGGCAAAGAUCGAAACGGGCGAACUGGAUCCGGAACGGAUCGGUAGCGGUAUUCAGUACGGGGAUGCCGCCGCUCGUGCUGCCGCUGGUGGAACGCUCGGACCGAAUGGACAGCAACCGAGAAGCCGGCUGCGACCGGACUGUGCCGGUAAUGGUAGCUGCCGAUCUUCGUAGAGAAG
Anopheles maculipalpis is the source of this 738-nucleotide messenger RNA. It is a transcript of the gene Rab4, whose product is annotated as ras-related protein Rab-4B. Gene Ontology annotation, cellular component: endosome. The record is from RefSeq and is a predicted model, not a curated record. The coding region runs from base 53 to 733 and encodes 226 amino acids. Lineage: Eukaryota; Metazoa; Arthropoda; Insecta; Diptera; Culicidae. The transcript has 3 exons. Gene Ontology annotation, molecular function: GTP binding; GTPase activity. Gene Ontology annotation, biological process: regulation of endocytosis; Rab protein signal transduction.